Molecule: messenger RNA, 2210 nt
Organism: Diorhabda carinulata
Lineage: Eukaryota; Metazoa; Arthropoda; Insecta; Coleoptera; Chrysomelidae
Product: guanine nucleotide-binding protein-like 1
Exons: 7
Coding region: 442-2163 (573 amino acids)
Molecular function (GO): GTP binding; GTPase activity
Source: RefSeq, a predicted model, not a curated record
GAACUUUGAUUUUUCUUCGUUGCUGAGUUCGUCAGUUAUUUCUCGGUUCGUUCAUAAUCUAUAUCUUCCAUUAAUUUUUACUGAGUUGAUUGUUGCUCUGAUUACCUUCCUUUCCGUUCUCAAUUUCUCCUUAGCUUGUUACUGUCAUUGUUUCAGAUGAAUACAUAAUUACUAAUCAUAGUUUCGUAUAUAUUGAUCUUCGUUCAUUUUCCGAGUAGUUUCAAACCAUUUAUUUGUGAAUACAGAGUGAAAACCUGCCUCCCCAAGUACUAUCUAUCUGAAGGCUGCAAACUAAUUUAAAAAGAAGAAAAUAGGAAAAUGUCAAUUUCAAAUUAACCUGAAUUUCAAAAAUAAAUAAGCCGUCUUAUCUAUUCCAAUUACUUAGAACUAUAUAUGUAAUAAUAAUAAGUAUUACAUAUUUGCUCAGAACAUAGAAUUAGAAUGCCGCAAGGAAGAAGAAAAAUUCCAUUUAGUGGAAAAGCAAAAAAGGAACAGAUUAAAGCAAAAAAACAGUCAAAAGAUAGUUUUCAGAAGAAACCAUUCCUUCUAAAAAAGGAUGAAGAUAUAGAUGAAGAUUCAGUAAAUGUUGAGAAAAUAAACUUCCAACCUACUAAAGGUAGUGGGUCAAAACCCAACAGAUAUGCUUUACAAUUUUUCAAAGAAAGUGCAGAAGACAUAAAAAGACAAAAAGAAAUUGCCAGGCAUACUCUGGAAUUGAAAGAUAAAAAAGAUUUGGAAGUAGAUGGAAACCAAUUUUUUGAUAAAGUCUUAGAUUUUCCCAAAAGACCACCUUGGGAUUAUAGUUUGGAAAAAACCCAGUUGGAAGCACAAGAACAACGAUAUUUUACAGAAUAUGUAAAAGGAAUUCAGGAAAAAUUUGAUUGGAAGGAACUAAGUUUAUUUGAACUGAAUAUAGAAACAUGGAGGCAGCUUUGGAGAGUUAUUGAAAUGUCUGAUAUUAUUUUAUUUAUUGUUGAUAUUAGAUUUGCAGCGUUGAUGUUUCCUCCAUCUUUAUAUGAUUAUGUUACAAAUGAACUCAAAAAAGAUUUUAUUCUAGUGAUAAACAAAAUAGAUUUAGCUCCAGCAAGUUUAGUGGUAGCAUGGAAACAUUAUUUCCAAGAAAAAUUCCCAAAUUUACAUAUUGUUAUGUUUACGACUCUACCAUGUUAUAAUUUAAUUGGGAAACAAUCCAAUAUUUCAGGUCUUCAAAUUCGUAGACGUAGAGGUAGAAUGCGUAUGGCAGCAGAAGGAGCUCAACAAAUCUUGGACAUUUGUAAGAAACUUACCGAAAGCAAAGUAGAUCUUACUUCUUGGCAGAAUAAAAUCAAAACUGAAAUGGAUAUUGAAUAUGAUGAUGAAGAUGAAAAGGUCAAUGUAGAAGAAGUUAUUCAUUUAAAAAAUGUCGAUACUGAAUACUUUCAAUAUGAAAAAUUUAAUAAAGGUAUUCUAACAAUAGGUUGUGUAGGUCAACCCAAUGUAGGAAAAUCGUCUUUAUUGAAUGCUUUAAUGGGAAAGAAAGUGGUCAGCGUUUCAAAAACUCCAGGUCAUACGAAACAUUUUCAAACAAUUUUUUUAACACCGAAUGUUAAAUUAUGUGAUUGUCCUGGUUUGGUUUUUCCAUCAAAAGUUCCGAAACCACUGCAGGUGUUAAUGGGAAGCUUUCCUAUAGCUCAAUUGAGACAGCCCUAUACUACUAUCAAGUAUAUAGCAGAGAGAAUAGACUUAGUUAGUUUAUUGAAGAUUGAUCAUCCGACAAAUGAUGAUACUUGGUCAGCUAUGGAUGUGUGUGAUGGCUGGGCUAAAAAGAAAGGAUUCUAUACAGCUAAAGCAGCUCGCUUGGAUUCUUAUCGAGCGGCUAAUAGUUUAUUGAGAAUGGCUCUCGAUGGAAAAAUUUGUCUUUCUCUCAGACCACAAGGUUAUACAGAACGUAAAGAAUUUUGGUCAUCUCAUCCUGAUAUUGAAGUAGUAAAGUGGAUUCAAGGUAAACAUUCCGGAGCUGAGCUCAAUAUCGAGGAAAAUAUAUACGAAAGUGAUAUUUCCGAUGAAUACUUACCAGAUGAGAGACCUGAAGUAGAAACGAAUUCUAAUGAAGAUAGUAUUAGUGAAGAUGAAGAAAUUGAAACUACGGCUAAUAAAUUUGCAGCUUUAGGUUCAGAUAUAUGAAUCAAAUUUGUUCUAUUAAUUUACUGAAAUAAAUGUUUUUUUUUCGA